AUGGCUACAAACGAUGAUUACAAAGAACGUCUACAAAUAUUCAAAAAAAAACAACUUGAAGAGCAAGAAAAAACAGAACAAGAAAUCCAACAACUUCGGGAUGAAAUCGAAAAAAUAAAACGUGAAGCUGAAGAAAUAGAACUGACCAAGGAGAGCAAAUAUCAAAAUCAAAUCGAAAAAAUGAAAAGUGAAGCUUGGAAUAUAAACCAAAUCCAAGUAGCAAUAGAUAAACAUAAUAUCAACAAAAACAUACGUGAACUUGACGUGUUAAUGGAAAUCGAAGAAACAAAUGAACGAAUCGGAAAUGCGAAACUACGUAUCAGACAAGGAAAACAAAAAAUCUUAGAAAGAGAAAAACAAUUAAACCAAAUGAAACUUCAAGAAAUAAAUGAAAGUAUCGAAAGAAAACGACAGAUGUCAGAAGAGGAAAACGUUUCAUCAACUGCAAAACGUCGUUGUGUAUUUACAUCUCAUAAUUUUUACGAUAUCGAUGUAAUCGAUAAUUCAUAUUCGUUCGAUAUUAAUGAAGUAUCAGAGUACAAUUAUUAUUUUAAUCAUAAUGUAUUAAAUUAUAUUGAACAUAAUUCAAAUCAAUUUUUAUCAUAUUCUAAAUUAAAUGAAAAAGAAAUUCGUGAAGAAUUUGAUCAUUUAAUUUUUUCAUUAUUAAAUACAUUGAAAAAUGAUACAUUACUGAAAUAUUUAAAUACAUCUUCUUCAUAUUAUUUAGAAGAUAAAUUUAAUCCUGAUUGUACAUUUAUAUAUAAAAAUAUAAAUAUCAAUAUUAAUAAAGAAUCAUUUUUACAAGACUUAUAUUUAAUUGAGCAAUAA
Rotaria sp. Silwood1 is the source of this 828-nucleotide messenger RNA. NCBI's taxonomy places the organism in Eukaryota, Metazoa, Rotifera, Eurotatoria, Philodinida, Philodinidae. The record is from the annotation of a GenBank genome assembly.